Messenger RNA from Phytophthora megakarya, 687 nucleotides. NCBI's taxonomy places the organism in Eukaryota, Oomycota, Peronosporomycetes, Peronosporales, Peronosporaceae. The record is from the annotation of a GenBank genome assembly.
AUGAGGAACUAUAUGUCGUCAGUUUCGAUGGAUCAGCCCGUGUCAAGCGGGCGCGAUCCUGUGGAGGCUGCCCGAACCGAAUGGAGAGUGUUGAAAGCUAGAUCAGGGUAUGCCGAAGGCUUGACGGUGAAUGAGGCAGAAUACCAUGGGUUGUUACUAUGUCUGGAUCUGUUGGAGGAUCUGGAUCCACAGCGUCUGGUGAUCUGCGGAGACUCAAACCUGGUGAUCCGACAAGUACGAGGAGAGAUCGACUGUAAAGCGCCAGGUCUGACACUGUUACGUCAGCGAGCCUUGGAUCGACUACGUACAUGGCCAGAUCAUGAAUUAUUGCACGUUAAACGGGACUGGAAUGGGAGUGCUGACAGCCUAGCUAGUGCUGCUCUACAGCGGCAAUGCGGGAUCGAGAUAGAGUCAGAUGCAGAGAUCCAGGAUCUCCUAACUUUAAAUAGGCUGGAUGAGAUCCUGAUAGUCGAAGAAGAAAUCGCACAGGUAUCAGCAGUGACGACCCGAUCUAAGGCUAGAUCGGGGGCACGUGUGGGAUCUGAUCCAGACUCCUUACGAGAGGAAGUCGUGAGAGAGCUACGGAUCGAGCGGAUCCGACAAGCGCAGGACGAGGAGUCGUGGAUCAUGGGCUUGAAGAAGUAUCUAAUUGGGGAGAUCCAGGAUCUGACACAAGAAGAGGCUAGA